This is a messenger RNA of Racocetra persica, 1023 nucleotides long. Lineage: Eukaryota; Fungi; Glomeromycota; Glomeromycetes; Diversisporales; Gigasporaceae. The record is from the annotation of a GenBank genome assembly.
AUGUAUCCAUAUAUUCAAAAGGCGCAAGAUUUGAAUUGGGGUAUCAUAGUGUUCAAUCCUAAUGAAAAUUUUAAUUCCGUAAUAAAAGAUGGAGAAGUCAUUAAACGUGUAUACGUACGAGGCUCAGAAUCACCGCAAAAACAUUGUAUUUACGUAUGGAAUAAUUUUGUCACGUACACUAAAGCGGAAAAGAUUUUGGUCAUGGGCUAUAGCUUUGGUGGAAUUAAUAUCACCUGUUUAUUGGAUGAAUUUGCUGAUGAAUUCAAAUCUCGUGUUGCCGGCGUCGCACUUGCGGACAGCGUACACAGUGUUUCAAUGAUUCCUUCACAUUCUAAAAGGUGGUUCGACAAGAAUGUAAUUAAUUGGAUCAAAUCUGAACUACCUUUGGACAAGAAGGUUCCAAAUGCAAGGACUUAUUAUGGGUGUCCGUGUAUUUCAGCUGGACAUUCCAAGCAUGAAUAUGCUGCUGCCACUGCUAUUCAAUCAAUUUUUGAAUAUUUGCAAUAUGUCUUAGAGAAAAAGUCAUUCAAUCAAGAUGAAGAACCUGAAACUGAUAGAGAAUCCAUGGAAAUAGGUGAAACAGAAAAUACAGGAGAAAUGGAAGGAAUGGAAAAAACAAAUGCAGCUAAAAAAACUGAUGAGACAGAAGAACCUGAAAAAAUGAAUGAAACUGAAAAGAUGGAUGAAAUAGAAAAAACUGAUGAGAUGGGAGAAACUGAAAAAAUGAAUGAAACUGAAAAAAUGGAUGAAAUGGAAAAAUCUGAUGAGACGGGAAAAACUGAUGAGACGGAUGGAAUGGAAAAAUCUGAUGAAACGGAAAAAUCUGGUGAAAUGGAAAAAACUGAUGAAAUGGAAAAAACUGAUGAAACGGAAAAAACUGAUGAAAUGGAAAAAACUGAUGCAAUGGGAAAAACUGAUGAAAUGGAAAAAACUGAUGCAAUGGGAAAAACUGAUGAAAUAGAAAAAACGGAAGAAGCGAAAGAAAUGGGAAAAAGCGAAGAUAAAAAUGAACUGGAAGUAUAA